Molecule: messenger RNA, 2653 nt
Organism: Pseudophryne corroboree (corroboree frog)
Lineage: Eukaryota; Metazoa; Chordata; Amphibia; Anura; Myobatrachidae
Gene: C1QL4
Product: complement C1q like 4
Exons: 2
Coding region: 547-1290 (247 amino acids)
Molecular function (GO): protein binding
Source: RefSeq, a predicted model, not a curated record
AUCAGACAGUGUGCCUGCAGGCAGCUUAGCUCUCAGCUUCUCCUCCUCCUCAUGGCACCAGAGGUCGCUCUGAUAUUCUUAAAGACAGUUCACACAUCUUUGCCUCCGCAGACCUCCCUUAUCGCUUGCAUCUAAGCAGAGUUUCACAGGAGCUAGGAGGUGAUGCACACAUCAUGCCCAUAUGAACUGGCACGCAUAAGGAAGCCUUGGAGCAAUACAGCGGCAAUCUAGGCUACAGCAGGAUACUCAACCAGACAGGAAUAAGUUCCCACUUCAUCUAUGCCAAGCAGGGAGACAUUAAACUCUGAUAAGUGACAAAGGAUCCAGCCAAGGACUGCCUGUUAGGUGGCCAACAGGUAGCACCUCCCAACAGCUCUCUCUGCGCUUGGUGCUUGGCAUAGGAGGGCAUUUUGGGGGUUUCCUUUCUGGGUUUGUCCUAAAGAAGUUUUCACCAUUACUUCCAAAAGUGAAGAAGAUUUCCUAGCCCUGGCAGCGUCCAGGCUGAGCCGCAGGAAGAGGGUGAUUGGGGCGGCCAUAGGGGUGGCAAUGGUACUUAUUCUGCUAAUAGCCAUACCCUUGCUGGUCAGCAGCUCUAAGAGCAGCUCCCACUAUGAAAUGCUGGGGAGCUGCAGGAUGGUCUGUGACCCCUACACCCCGCAGACACAUGGGGCAUCCUCAGCCGAGGCCAGCCAGGAGUAUGCGGUCAUCUCUCCCCCUCCUCACCUGCAAGUGGGCAAAGCGGAUCAGGGCAAGAAGGGAAAAUCUGGAAUCAGGGGAUUACCUGGUCCUCCUGGACCACCGGGUCCUAAAGGACCUCCUGGAGAACCAGGCCGACCAGGACCACCAGGCCCACCAGGUCCCGGACCAGGGGGGUAUGUGUCUUCCUAUUAUAGCCCUAAAAUCGCCUUCUAUGCAGGACUGAGGAAACCACACGAGGGGUACGAAGUUCUGCGAUUUGAUGAUGUGGUGACUAAUGUGGGUAAUUACUAUGAGCCCUCCACCGGCAAAUUCACCUGCCCCCUGCCUGGUAUCUACUUCUUCGCCUACCACGUGCUAAUGAGAGGUGGGGACGGGACCAGCAUGUGGGCUGAUCUGAUGAAGAACUCACAGGUACGAGCGAGUGCCAUAGCCCAGGACGCAGAUCAAAACUAUGACUACGCCAGUAACAGUGUAAUAUUGCAUCUGGAUGUGGGGGACGAGGUAUAUGUGAAGUUGGAUGGAGGCAAAGUGCAUGGUGGAAAUACCAAUAAAUAUAGCACCUUCUCUGGUUUCAUCAUCUAUCCUGACUGAGGAACAAUAUCAGCUAGAAACAGUUUCUUCAUGACCCCUUUUCUUUGCCAGAGACUUGCAGAGCAUUGCUCCAAUAACCCUUAAUCUGCAAGACUGGCCAUGUUGCUCCAUAGAACGUUUCCUCACCGGUGACCUGUAGAACAUAUAUUAACCCCUUCUCUGCUACUGUUGGCUAGUACAAUACUGGUGACUUAUCUAGCAAAUGAGAGGUUAAAUAAAGAUUCUUCCUCCAUAUAAAACAGAACAAACACAGAAGAUUCCAUUAUAGGAGACCAGAGGUCAGGACUUACUUGUUCUGAUCUGCAGAACCUACUCAUAUGUGCUGGUUAUCAGCCAUCUUAUCUUGGAGAUCAUGGAUAACUCGAUGCUCCAUCAUUAUGGAUGUCUUGGAAGGAGAUGUGAACAUGGGGGACUAUACCUGGGGCAAACACAACAUCGGAGUAUGGUGAACCAUCUGUGUGCAUGUAUGUAAUUAAUUGUGUUUCCCACUUGUCAAUAAGUGGAUGCAGAAGACAUAAUCUAAUUGGAUUUGUGUUAUACGGCUAAUCUAAUGGCACCUCAUCCUUUAAAUGGAGCAUGUAAUGCUGAGGAAGACAGGAAGUAUCUUAGAACACGCCAAUCACAGAGCAUUCCUUCCAGUUGGUACUCAGCAGGUUUAACAGUUCUAAGAAAGACUCCACCUUUGCAAAUGUCUAAAAUGCUGAAAGCUGUUUGUUCCACCGUUAUUUAAUGUGAAGGUUGUAGGUUCGUGAAAAGAAAAUGCCAACUGCAUUUAACUUUCAGUUCACGUGCUUCAAUCCAUCCAUAGAGUGUCUGCUGUUUCUUAUACAGGUCAGCCCCCCUUUCCUUUUGCCAGGUUGUAUAAGCCAAAGUGAACAGCCUCUUGUGUGCUGGGAAACCUAUUCCAGUAGGAGAACCCAAGAACUAUUUACACUAAGCAAAGAGUAGCAGAGGCACCAGAUCUAUACAGUCCCAUUGAAAAUGUUCUCUUAUUUCAUUAAUAUUAAAACAGUGUAAGUGCUCUACUUUAGAGGAUGUCGGGACAGCAGAUUAGCAGCAUUAGGCAUCAGCCUUAUUGUCUCAAACCCCAAUGUGCUAUAGAAAUAAUGAUAUGUAAUGUAUAUGUGUGGGUGAGUCAGUGAGUGUAAGUGUCUGAUCACCAUUCCCUCUACAAGAAAGUGAGUGCAGAGGUGUGUAUGGAGCAUUGAUGUAAUGACAGGGCCUGAUAGCAGUACUCUGGCUGUGCAUGCGACUGGGUUUAAGCCUCCACCUCUCUGUCCCAUGUCUCUAUGUUGUGCAGCGUGGCAUAUUGCUGUGUUUUGUACUACUACUAAUAAAAACACAUGAUUCCAAACCAUAAUAA